Phycomyces blakesleeanus NRRL 1555(-) is the source of this 360-nucleotide messenger RNA. RefSeq lists its product as hypothetical. The transcript has 6 exons. Lineage: Eukaryota; Fungi; Mucoromycota; Mucoromycetes; Mucorales; Phycomycetaceae. The coding region runs from base 1 to 360 and encodes 119 amino acids. The record is from RefSeq and is a predicted model, not a curated record.
AUGCGUAAGGAGGACACACCAUUUUGCCCUGAAGGAUUAGAGAAAGUUACCAGGCCCCGGACAGAAACGUCGUGGCCCACCAGGAAACGUCGUCCCUGUAAGAUUGCUGAUAUAGUGUACAAGGCACAGAAAAUCCUGGGUAUUAAAACACUUUUAGGACGUGAUAUUCCCUUGGAUGACAUACCCGUGUUCAGUGACUGGAGUGUAGUUGAGAAGCAUCAAAACGGCUUUCACUGGGAAGUUGAGUGGGAUUCAGUAGAGAAUCCAAUGAUGGAUGUAGAUGAAGAUAAUUAUGAUGAUGAUGAUAAUGAUAAUGACGAUAUCGAUGACAUAGGACUUCUUGCUCAAAGAUACUAUUAA